Rhizophagus irregularis DAOM 181602=DAOM 197198 is the source of this 423-nucleotide messenger RNA. RefSeq lists its product as uncharacterized. Gene Ontology annotation, molecular function: DNA binding; transcription regulator activity. The record is from RefSeq and is a predicted model, not a curated record. Lineage: Eukaryota; Fungi; Glomeromycota; Glomeromycetes; Glomerales; Glomeraceae. Gene Ontology annotation, cellular component: MBF transcription complex; SBF transcription complex.
AUGAUAAAGAAAAGGACUAUUAAACAACAAGUCUCCGACGACGACGAUGGGAUCAAGAAUGAACCGGAGGCUUACCGUCCAUAUACUGUUACUAAUAUCAAAAUCAAGAGAACAAAAUAUUCUACUUCUUUGGAUCCUCGAGGUUACAUUCCUGUAUAUGAAUUCACUAUUAAUGAUCAACCAAUUAUGUGGGAUCGAGAGAAUGGAUACGUUCAUUUUACUGGAAUAUGGAAAGCCCUCGGUAAUAAUAAAGCCGAUAUUGCUAGAUUAGUGGAUACUCAUCCGGAUUUAGCAUCAACUAUCAAGAAAGUUAGAGGAGGAUUUCUUAAAAUCCAAGGAACUUGGAUGCCAUAUGAAAAAGCAUAUGAGCUCUGUCGUCGGACAUGCUAUGCUGUUCGCGAAGAACUCGUUCCUUUGUUUGGA